Colletotrichum chrysophilum is the source of this 1098-nucleotide messenger RNA. RefSeq lists its product as uncharacterized. Bases 1 to 1098 code for a protein of 365 amino acids. Lineage: Eukaryota; Fungi; Ascomycota; Sordariomycetes; Glomerellales; Glomerellaceae. The record is from RefSeq and is a predicted model, not a curated record. The transcript has a single exon.
AUGAGUCUAGUGGAACCAUCUCCGGUCACUGCUGCCGCCGCGGGAGCUAGCAUCUCCCCCCAGAACCCCAUCGCCGCCGCCGCUGUCGACACAUUAGGUGGUGAUGCGACACCGCGCCCCUCGAGCCACAACGAGCCAGCAUCCGAUGCCUCCAAAAAGGACGUGAAGAGCAAGGUGAAGGGACUCUUUGGAAUCGGCAAGAAGAAGGAGGACUCGAACGCCUCCAACAAGUCGUCAUCCGCCAAGCAUCCUGCCGCGACCGUCACCAGCAAUCCCUCCUUGUCAAGGGACCCCUCCAGAGCGUCUGCCAGGUCAACCACCGUGCACCCUUCGUCGCCAGGCCGUGGCAUCUCCAGCUCCCCGCGCCUGCCAUCACCAGCGGGCUCUCAGAUCUUCGAGCGCGACGUUGACAACAUGUCAAUCAAGCCGCAAUCGCCCGCCAUCCCGUCGCACAUCCAGACAGAGAACCACAUCCCGCCGGUCCUCGAUGCAUCCUCGGAAGCCAUCACGGACGACCACCUCGACCCGGACAGCGUCGAAAUCGUCACCCACGCUCAGCACCAGCCCGCCGCUGCCGCCGUCACGGGCGCCAACGGCGGCACCCCGCACGCCUCCGACUCAAUGGCCGCAUCCUGGACCGAAGAAUUGCGCGCAUUUGCCGACCGCGAUGACGCAUCGAACUACAACUCGCUCGAGAACGCCGACGUUCGCCGUCUCAGCUUCAUUUCCUUUGCUGAUGUCGUGCAAGCCGAGCAGGGCGGACAUGCAGGUGCUGCAGGCUCUCGGGAGUCGAUCCAUGUCGCGGGUCUGACCUCGCUGUCAUCAGUCAACGCCAGGUCGCCGUCUCCCAUCCGCUCGCCUGUCUCGUCGCAGCCGGCCACUUCCCCGCCAACGAGCAACCCCGGGUCUAUCAAGGGACUGGAAAUGUCCCCGACGCGCAAGCCCGUUGGAAGUCCCAUCUCGUCGCAUCACAACCUGAACAUGAGCGGCGACCUCAACAUUGAGACCAUGUCGCAGGUGCUCAGACACACGGGAAGCACGGAUCUGAGCGGGGUCCGGAGCUCGCCCACGAGCCCGAUUGAGGGGCCGUCACGUUAA